Molecule: messenger RNA, 888 nt
Organism: Danaus chrysippus (African queen)
Lineage: Eukaryota; Metazoa; Arthropoda; Insecta; Lepidoptera; Nymphalidae
Source: the annotation of a GenBank genome assembly
AUGUUCCUGAAACGUGUAUUCACCGUUUUAAUAUCGGCAGGCGUCUUCGCUGAAAUAACUUGCGAAAGAUGCGAUAGAACUAAAAUAGGCAACGAGUAUUACAAGCGGCAGUUAAUAGCUACCAUUGACGGAUAUCCUACGGGAAUAGUUGUGGACCCACGGACCGAACAUAUAUUCUUCAUUCUACACAAAAGGAAUUACACCAAAGGAAUUCAUCUAUUGAAGCACGGGUCACUCGGCAUAAAAGAAUUGCCAGUAUCAGACGAUAUUAUAGGCCAAUGUGUUGCUAUAGAUAAAAUUAAUAAUAUAAUAUACAUCGGCACAAAUCAAGGGCUUAUAACAUACGAUUAUUCUAGAACAGAAAUCUCAGCGGAAAGACCAAUCGGUGAUGAUGAUGUACGAAGCAUUUUUAUCGAUAGAACCGAUAAUCAGAUGUACAUCACUACUGGGACGAAUCACGAAAUAUUCCGAUUCGUCAACGGUUCAGCCGCUGUAAAGCGCUACGAAAAAAUACCUAAAGCAUACAGCUUUAUUUUAGACAGUAAAGGAAACGCCUUCUAUGAAUACGUGGACGGCAGAUUAUAUUUCUUCUCAGUAGAUUUUUACGAACCUAUACAAUAUAAAGGUUUUACUAGGGAAUUGAAGUACGUACUGCGCUUGAAUAACAAUGAUGAAGCUAUCGUAGCUGUGAAAGGCUCCUUAUUCAGACUGUUCACGAAAAGUAUUCUACCAGUCAAGAUUGGUCAACUAGGUUUCAAAAUAACGGGAAUGGCGUUCGACCAUAAAAGUAAUAUUAUAAUAGGAACAAAAGGAAAGAUAUAUAGAUACAAACCAAUUGAUACAAACGACCCCUGUCCACCAGAAGAUUAUUUCAUGACGAGCAUUUAA